AAGUUUCUAUAGCAACAGACUCUCGAAGACUUCAAAAUGAACCAAGGGUCCACCACCCACGAACGAAUCAUUGAUCUUCUACCGGAAUACAACAAUUCAUACACUACUUUGACGUCUUCACUUUCCACCCUUCGCCUUCUUCCAGUCUUCGAAAGCCUUCAUGAAUUUUAUCCGCAAAAUGGAACCCUUUUUGUACUCGUCGCUGGCAUAUAGCUCUUUACCAGUCGGCGACAUAGCGAUCCCUUCAAACACUUUCGAAUCCUUAAGAACUUCGCCAAAACCCUCAAAAUCACCCCCCUUGUACUCAAAUUGAACGCUGGAGUCUUCGGUUCUCUGCGCUCCUUCAGUAAACGUCCAUGUUAAGAAGUUGGGCGAAGAUUCGCCAAUCGCUCUUCUGAUGAAGUGUUUGAUACGAGUCCGAACAGUGAAAGUAUUAGCUCCAUUCUUGAUAACCACCUUAAAUGUGACCGUGCUCUCCUCUGCAUCAGAUCCUGUUCUGAAUUCAAGGACAGGUGGUUCGGUUGAGGGUGUGGGUGGAGCUCGGGAUAACAAGGCAUUUGGCUAUUUUGAUACGUUAUAUACGGAAUCAGCGUUUGGAGGAUCAGGGACACCAGCCUGCUUUUUUAUCCUCAGCUGAGGAUAACAAUCUGGGCCCUGGCCGACGGGAAAUGUUAACCUAUGUUAAACCUAGCACAACCUAUUUAUCCAGCAAACCCCUUUCCCCUGCCCUCCCUUGCUUAAAAUAAGCAGGUGUCAAACACGCAAUGCGCAAUGGACUUUGCUGCGAAGUCUUGGGGAACAAAUCCUUUGGGCUUUCACCUCCUCACAUCACCUCACAUAACACCACCGCCGACGGCUCAUCACGCCUUGAAAGUAUAGAGAAAAUACCGCAGAAGAUUGUUGAAGGUAUUAAAGUCCUCGAAACGAAAUAUGAAAUAAUGUUAGGUGUUGGCGAAAGCGGGAUGGAGAAGGCUGGAAAAAGAGCGUAGUAAGCAGACCCGAGCUACGGCAUAGGAGCUCUGCAAUCGGGAUUUUUCCAAAAUUCACACGCUCAGAUCCUUCCAGGAUCCGACAGGCCCCCAGAAUCUCCUGCAGAACCCCACCCGGCCUGACGCCCUAAUUGACGCUAUG
This is a messenger RNA of Lentinula edodes (shiitake mushroom), 1131 nucleotides long. RefSeq lists its product as uncharacterized. The transcript has 3 exons. The record is from RefSeq and is a predicted model, not a curated record. Bases 398 to 637 code for a protein of 79 amino acids. Lineage: Eukaryota; Fungi; Basidiomycota; Agaricomycetes; Agaricales; Omphalotaceae.